CAAGUAUCAUUUUUGAAUAAUUUUAUGUAACAUAUCAAGCGUUUGUUUUGUAUAUUCUGAUGUUUUCACAUGAAUAAACUCGAGAAUUGAGACCAACAUAGAGGUUGGGUAAGAAGGGGACUGGGGAGCCAUCCCGCCUGGAAAAUUGGAGAUUUGGGGACCUUCCAUUGGCCUUUGCAUCGAAACUGGGGGUGGGGAUGGGGACAUUCCACGCACUGAACAAAUUUGGGCCAAAAAUAGAAGGAAAGGGCGGAGGGCAUUUUCUGGACUGGGCUCUGGCUCCUUUAAUUCAGUUUAAAAAAUAGAUUAUUUUCAAUCCAAUUUUAUGCAUAAUUUCACUAGGGGGCUGAGACUGUUAAAAAUAUAGAGAAAGAGAAUUUCAUCGCUUCUUGAACUAUAUAAAAGAACGCGGAAAAUCUCAGAACCUGGACAAGAUUGAACUGGAUAAAUUAUCGCAGUACCUGGGAAGCUACAUUCUUGAGAGAACUAAGGAGGAUGGAGGAAUAAUGGAUACUACAACAUUGCAUGCCAUUGGUAAGACCAAUGGGAACCAGGGCAACCAAGGAAACCAGGGCAAUCAGAGGGACCAGGGAAACCAGGGGAACCAGAGGAACCAUGGCUCGAGAUUAAGUGUCGCUGUGUCGGAUAUUCUCGGGUUUGACAUGAAUAAGCAUCCUGACUUUAAGUUCUUUCAAGUUGCUUUACAGACUAAACUAAAACUUUCCAAGCAAGCUUUUGGUAAUGGAUUGAACGCUCAGCAAUCAGAUGUCCCUGAAGUAGAAGAGAUUUCUUACUUUUAUAGGAGCCCUUGUUGAAGCCUUUACUGGUUCUCUGGCAAUACAUCCUGAAAACUACGGAAAAUCCCUGACAAAGGAUCUACCUCUAAUCUAGUUAAACUGUCAUGCCACGAUGGGAUCCUUGUGCGCAUCUAACCAACAUAAACCAUCUAGCUUUGUGUAUAGAAAUUUAUGUUUUUUGAUAGAAUGAUUAUAUGAAUAAACUUUUAAGCUUCAUAAAAUUUU
This is a messenger RNA of Eurytemora carolleeae, 1022 nucleotides long. RefSeq lists its product as uncharacterized. The transcript is spliced from 3 exons. NCBI's taxonomy places the organism in Eukaryota, Metazoa, Arthropoda, Copepoda, Calanoida, Temoridae. Bases 507 to 815 code for a protein of 102 amino acids. The record is from RefSeq and is a predicted model, not a curated record.